Molecule: messenger RNA, 3561 nt
Organism: Myiozetetes cayanensis
Lineage: Eukaryota; Metazoa; Chordata; Aves; Passeriformes; Tyrannidae
Gene: DTL
Product: denticleless E3 ubiquitin protein ligase homolog
Exons: 15
Coding region: 1-2220 (739 amino acids)
Biological process (GO): mitotic G2 DNA damage checkpoint signaling; proteasome-mediated ubiquitin-dependent protein catabolic process
Cellular component (GO): nucleus
Molecular function (GO): protein binding; protein-macromolecule adaptor activity
Source: RefSeq, a predicted model, not a curated record
AUGCUGUGCCGCGCGCUGCUCCGCCGCGCCGUCACCGCCACAGCCACAGAGCGUCGUUCUCCGCCGCUUCCCCUGCAGCAUCUCUUGGAUGGCUACCAGUGCAGCCGGGAGGAUGACCACCUGUCUUACGGGGAAACGGGGAUGCCGGUCCCUCCUUUCGGCUGCACCUUUUCUACAGCUCCGAAUUGGGAGCAUGUACUGGCAGUUGCAAAUGAAGAGGGAUUUGUUAGACUCUAUGAUACUGAAACUCAAACUAGCAGCAAACUCAUCUUUAAAGAAUGGCAGGCUCACUCAAACGCUGUAUUUGACCUUGCCUGGGUACCAGGAGAACACAGGAUUGUCACUGCUUCAGGAGAUCAGACAGCCAAGGUGUGGGAUGUGAGAGCUGGUGAGCUUCUUGGCAUAUGCAAAGGUCACCAGUGUAGCCUCAAGUCAGUUGCUUUUUCUAGAUUUGAGAAAGCUGUGUUCUGUACUGGAGGCAGAGAUGGAAACAUCAUGGUUUGGGAUACCAGAUGCAACAAGAAAGAUGGAUUUUACAGGCAGGUGAAGCAAAUCAGUGGUGCACACAAUGUGGUUGACAAGCAGACUCCUUCCAAACCUAAGAAGAAGAGGCAGAACUUAAGAGGACUUGCUCCCUUGGUGGAUUUCCAGCAGAGCGUAACUGUGGUGCUGCUUCAGGACGAGCAUACUCUUAUCUCUGCAGGAGCUGUUGAUGGUGUGAUCAAGGUAUGGGACUUGCGCAAGAACUAUACUGCUUAUCGUCAGGACCCGCUGCCCUGCAAGUCUUUUUGCUACCCUGGAACCAGUACUCGCAAACUUGGAUAUUCUAGCCUGGUUUUGGAUUCCACUGGUACUAAUCUGUUUGCUAACUGCACUGAUGACAGUAUCUACAUGUUCAGUAUGGCAAGUUUAAGGACUACUCCAGUGGCUGUUUUCAGUGGGCACCAAAAUUCAACCUUUUACAUCAAAUCCAGCACCAGCCCCGACGACCAGUUCCUGGUCAGUGGUUCGAGUGACUGCAACGCGUACAUCUGGAAGGUUUCUGAGCCCAGUCUUCCUCCACGGAUACUCCUCGGUCACUCUCAAGAAGUUACCUCCAUUGCUUGGUGUCCCUCAGACUACACUAAGAUUGCCACAUGCUCUGAUGACAACACUGUGAGGAUUUGGCGCUUACGACAUCUUCCUGAGGAGGAGAAAUCAGCAUCCAGAAAAAUCAAUUUGGUAGGCUGGGUCACUCAGAAAAAAACAGAAGAACAGCAUGGAGUAGGACAGCCAGCCAGCCCACAGAGUACUCCUGCCAAGGCCUUCACAGUGGGCAGUGCAUGUAUUUCCUCACCACGGCCAGCUGCCUGUGCUCCCAUUUAUUCUGGAGACCUUCCGCUGUCAACAAACACUCCGACGGCUGCUCUCAAAUCCCAGAUGGCCACAGCCUCCACCCCAGCCAAGCAGACUGAAGCCAGCCCAUGUGCUUCUCCCAAAGUGAUCCCUUCCUCCAAAAUGUCCAUUAAACGUUGGAUUACAAGAACUCCGUGCUCUUCUCCUCCAGAAGUGGGGAAAAAGGCUCCUUCUCCUAGAAAAGCCCUGGCAGAAGUUACCCAAGGUCUCCUAGAAGCUGCCUGCCCUCCUAAAGCACCACACACGCAGUUUGAAAAACGUGCCAAGAGAAGGCUUGACUGCAGCAAGGAGGAUGAUGUGGGGCACAAGUGUCUGCAGGCCUGUAGCUGUGUGACUGAACUGGACCAUGCAACUAAGAAAUCCAAGCUGAAUUUAUGUCACUUGAUUCCAGACCAAAAGGCUCGUAAUGAAGACUGUCUUAGCCAGAGUGACUUGGGUAAUGGCCACGAAGGCUCCAGCCACAGCCCGAAAGAGCCUUCCUUUACUGGAAGCCGUAUUAAUCCAUCAGGUGUUCAAACUUCCCAUCAUCUUUUCAGAUCUCCAUGUGGGAAAGACACGGAGGUAGUAGAUAAAGAGAACAGUUCUCCUGAAAGAAAAAAUUGGUUGUCAGCUCUGGGAGAGAAGCUACGGACUGGCAGACCUGGCAGCCAGAGCACAUCAAACAGCUCCCCAUCAUCUUGCAGUCCUGUUGCCAAAGGACAGGAGUCUGUGGCGGUGGCCACUUCACCAAAAACUGCUGUAACCACUUCAGUUUCCAUGAGGAAGAUCUGCACAUACUUCCACAGAAAGCCACAGGAUGAAGGAGCAUGUGGCGGUUGCACCUGAUGGAUGUUGACACUGAGGUACCAAGACCAGAUUUAACAGCACCAGCAACGAUGCACCAGGAUUACACAACUUGUUGUCAGAUAUUCAUAGACUUGAGGUUUUAGUCUUCCUGUUUUUAAAGGUGUUAACAGUUGAAGUCAGCUGAGUGUGUAAAAUCUACACAGUACUUACUCAUGGUCUCUUACUGACUUCAGAUAUGUAUUUUUUUUAUAAAGUGUUUUUUACGUGGUAACUGUUACAGUCCAAAGACAGUAACAGCUCUGCUGCUUAUUGUUGACAGGCACAUAUAGCUUGUCAGUUAAUGUUACUAAUCUGCUGUUGAAACUGCCUGUACUUAAGAACAGUGGUAAAUCAUUACACCCUCCUGAAAGAUAAGUGUUCAAAUGUGUGUAGAGAAACUUACUGCAGGUAGAUCUGAGCCUUUUCAUGUUGAAUGGCAUUUCUAGUUAUUCCUCUAGUACUGCAAUGACUACCUGCUUCCAGCAGGGAAAUUAGGAAUGUGUUAAUUAAAUCUAAAAGACUUUUAAACACCCCAUGUCCUUCUAAUGGUGACUGUAGUCUAAGAAGAGACAAAGUAUAAUCAAGUAUGUAAUGCCUGUACUCACCUUGCUAUAUCCUUUCUUCUCCCCCUCUGGAAACUACUGUAUUUACCUACUUAGCUUUCUCUUGAACCAUCAGCACUACAGCUGUUGAGACCAAUAGUUUGUCUGAAAUAAGAUACUGGCAAGGUGUGUUAGAAAAAUGAUCUUGAUCUAUCCUAAAUAGGCAUCCCGUAACAGCCCAUUGCUCGGUCAGCUCUUACAGAUUCAACCUGUAGCAAAGGCAUUGUAACUGCUUACAACAUAACUUCAUAACAGUUGUAAAAUGCAGUAGUUAUAAAAUAAUGCUUUGGAAAUUGGGGGAGGGGCAAUUGACAUUUUAGAAAGCGCUUGAGAGGGUUUACAUAUUAAUAUUAAAUGUUUUGCCAUUGUAAGUCAUCCCUGAUGCUGAAAUGAGAUCACUGUCCUGCUGGUUAAUGACACUAACUCUUCAGCCAUGCUUUUCCCAAGAGGAGCUAGUAAAAGAUCCUUAGGUUGGAGCAUUUACUCUGUAUUCUGGUGUAAUAGUUCCUAUGAACUUCAAAACAGGCCAAAACCUCAGAAUCCCUAAUAAGUUCUUUUUUACUGCAGGAAAAUUGGGGUAUUUCAAGGUAACGUGAUCCAACUAACUUAUGUUUUCCACCUCAAAUUUUCAUGCCUACUUUACAGUAACAUUAAAUAGUGUAGUAGCUGAAAGCAAUCAGGAGAUAUGCUGGUUUGUAUUAUAUGUGGUAGAUUGUAUUUUGAAAGGAAAUAAAUGACU